AUGGCGCCCGUCACGAAGGAAUGCGAUUACCUGGUUAUUGGCGGUGGCAGUGGUGGGCUGGCUUCGGCGAGGAGGGCCAGUGGGUAUUAUGGUGCGAAGACGAUUGUGGUGGAGAGCAAACGGCUGGGAGGGACGUGUGUUAAUGUUGGAUGCGUACCAAAGAAAGUUACAUUCUUCGCGGCGGCCAUUGCGGAAACGCUGCGCGAAGCCAAGGCAUACGGGUUUUCCGUGAAGGAGACGGCGCCCUUCGACUGGCCGACCUUCAAGAAGAAGCGGGAUGCGUACGUCAAGCGUCUGAACGGCAUCUACGAGCGGAACCUGGUGAAUGACAAGGUUGAGCAUAUCCACGGCCGGGCACAUCUCCUGGACAAGAACACGGCGCAGGUGGUGCUGGAUGAUGGAUCAACCACCGAUAUCCGGGCGAAGAAGAUCCUGCUGGCCGUUGGCGGACACCCGAUUAUCCCCAAGGAUGUCCCCGGGGCCGAGUACGGCAUCGACAGUGAUGGCUUCUUUGAUAUCGAGAAGCAGCCAAAGAAGGUGGCGUUGGUGGGCGCCGGAUACAUUGCGAUCGAGUUUGCAGGCAUGUUUAAUGCGCUGGGCACGGAAACACAUCUCUUCAUCCGCCAUGAUAAGUUCCUCAGGUCGUUCGACCCUAUGAUUCAGGAGACCAUUACCGCCGAGUAUGAACGUCUGGGCGUUCGCCUGCACAAGAAUUCCAGCCAGACCAAGAUCGAGAAGGACGAGAAGACCGGAAAGCUUACGGUGCACUACGAAGACUCCAAUGGGAAGGGCACGCUCGAAGAUGUCGAUGAAUUGAUCUGGGCUAUUGGCCGCUCCCCUGAAGUCGAGGAUCUGGGACUGGACAAAGCCGGCAUCAAGCAAAACGGACGCGGCCAGGUCGUUGUCGACGAGUACCAAAACACCAACGUCGAGAACAUCUACUCGCUGGGCGACGUCACCGGCAAGGUCGAGCUGACGCCCGUUGCCAUCGCCGCCGGCCGCAAGCUCAGUGACCGACUCUUCGGCCCCCCCAAGUUCAGCAACUCCAAGCUGGACUACAACCUGAUUCCAUCCGUGGUCUUCGCGCACCCAGAAAUCGGCAGCAUCGGGCUGUCAGAACCGGAAGCCAUCGAGAAAUACGGCAAGGAGAACCUCAAGAUAUACAACACCAGCUUCACGGCCAUGUACUACUCCAUGAUGGAGCAAGAGGAAAAGGGACCCACGCGCUACAAGCUGAUCUGCCAAGGCCCCGACGAGAAGGUCGUCGGUCUGCAUAUCCUGGGCUUGGGCAGCGGCGAGAUGUUGCAGGGCUUCGGCGUCGCUAUCAAGAUGGGCGCGACGAAGGCGGAUUUCGACAACUGCGUCGCCAUCCAUCCUACUAGUGCGGAGGAGUUGGUUACGCUGAAGUGA
Molecule: messenger RNA, 1410 nt
Organism: Amorphotheca resinae ATCC 22711
Lineage: Eukaryota; Fungi; Ascomycota; Leotiomycetes; Helotiales; Amorphothecaceae
Exons: 2
Coding region: 1-1410 (469 amino acids)
Biological process (GO): cell redox homeostasis; cellular response to oxidative stress; glutathione metabolic process
Cellular component (GO): cytosol; mitochondrion
Molecular function (GO): flavin adenine dinucleotide binding; glutathione-disulfide reductase (NADPH) activity; NADP binding
Source: RefSeq, a predicted model, not a curated record